This is a messenger RNA of Saprolegnia diclina VS20, 2106 nucleotides long. RefSeq lists its product as hypothetical. The record is from RefSeq and is a predicted model, not a curated record. The transcript has 15 exons. The annotation marks the transcript as partial. NCBI's taxonomy places the organism in Eukaryota, Oomycota, Saprolegniomycetes, Saprolegniales, Saprolegniaceae. Gene Ontology annotation, molecular function: protein binding.
AUGACGGCCAAGCCGUUGAAAGCGCGCGCGGCGUCCUUGAUGUCCGAGACUGACCACGAGUCGGACGACGAGGCUGUGUUGCCACUCGGUGAUCCGGCCGAUGUGACCAAGUCUCUGCCGCAACUCCUGCAUGAAGGCAAGAAAGCGCUGGUGCUACAGCAGCUUCAAACAGGUCCCGUCACUCUGGACGAGCUCACCGCAACGUUCGACGAUGCGACCGUCUUGGGCAUGGCGGCCUUUCUCGGAUAUGAAGAUAUCGUAGGCGACGUGUUGGCGCGCCAAGAGGUCUACGACGUCCCCAAGUACAUGGUCCUCGCCGCUUUCAAAGCGAUCGAGAAGAAUCAAGUGCGCACGCUGCAACUCUUGUGUGCGGCCAACCCGCACUGGAUCCCAUCGCUGCAAACGCCGUUCACCGAGAACGUCUGUCCUCUCCUGCACUUUGCGGCCUUCUUCAGCGCCAACGCUGUGCUCGCGUGGGUCCUCCAGCAGCCGCUGCCGACCGGCGCCGUCAACGCAAUGGACGACACGCGACAAACACCACUGUAUUUUGCAAACUACGAGUCUAAUUUCCGGGGCAUGAAGCUGCUCUUGCGUGCUGGCGCCAACGUCCACGAAGUUGACCAACAAGGCCAUUCGGCACUGUGCGCGACGCUCUUGAGCGUCCACAACCUCGACGGCGUCAAGCUCAAGAUCGUCAUGCUUCUCUUCGCGUAUGGGGCCGACCUGCACCCGCGCGAAGUUGGGAGCAAGAAGAUGUACACGGGGUUUGGUCUCUCGCAAGCGUCGCGCGUCUCAAAAAGUGGCCAAGUCCACGCCCUCUUACGACACGAAGAUGCCUUUCGACGGGAGUUUCCGCUGCACUGCUUGGCCCGCGACAACAAUGUGAGUGGCGUCCGCGCCUGGCUGGACGAGACGCUCGCAGCCACCCACGUCAACGCAUACGACGACGAUGACGACGAGGAUGCAGCAGAGCCCAUGACGGCGAUCAAUGCCGCCCUGUCUGCACCGGACAAGGAUGGGAAAACGGCGCUGAUCUAUGCGGCUGACGCCAUCGACGGCGCGGCACCGACCCAAGUGCUCGAGAUCCUCCUUCCGCACGCUUCGACGGCAUCGUUGAUGGUGCAGGACAAGAACGGGCGAACUGUGCUCGACUGCCUCUUGGAGAAGGACCUUGUGUGCAACGCCAACCUGGAUGAUGCAACAAACGCAGCCAUUCUGCGCGUCAUGCACGUCCUAACGCGCGAGAAAAUGGUGGCUCUCGACUUUGUCUCCAGCGCGUCGGUCCCACGGCAAGGCACGCAGCCCCUCACGUGCACCGGUGUUUGCUCCGAGACGAGCCAGUUGAGCAGCACCACCUUGCCCCAGCUCGCCGAGAAGCGAAAAUGGAGUGAGCUCGAGCGUCGGCUGGAAGCUUCAAACGAUAUCAGCACCAUCAACGAGUACGAUGCCAAGGGCCACACGGUGCUCUAUCAUGUGUGCGACGCUGGCAACGAUGGGCUCUUGGCGUUGCUGCUCCAGCAGUCCACACUCAACGUCAACCUUACCAUGCGCGACUCGAGCGAGACCGCCGUCGCAUUUGCGAGCGCUCGUGGCCACGAUGAGUGCGUGCGGUUGCUUUUACGAGCCGGUGCGCACCACGGCAUUCGACUCGAAGCUUCGGCCAAGGACCUCCAAAUGUACACGUAUGACAGAGCCAAGCCGAGCCGCACGCUGCUUCAUGAGAGCUGGCUACUGGAAAAGGCGUACCCCGACUACCACCUCGCUCGCCUCCUCAAUGUUCACGAGGCCGAGAGGCACAUCGAGGCGCUCGAGACAGCCUUGCACAUUGCAAUUACGAACGAACUACCCGAGAACGUUGUCGAAUCAUUGCUGGGGCAGCACAGCGCGGAUGUCGACGCCCAAACCAAGAUUACGGGCGAGACGGCGCUCAUGAUGGCGGCCAAGCAAGGUUGCAUGCGCCUUGCUCAAGUUCUCUUAGAGGCAGACACUGAUGUCGACGUUAUCGACGCCAACAAGUGCACAGCGCUACUGCAUGCUGCGGUACUGGGGCACGUGGGAAUUGUCGAACUGCUGCUUGUGUAUCGCGCCGACCUCGAUCCCAAGCUG